This is a messenger RNA of Cylicostephanus goldi, 530 nucleotides long. NCBI's taxonomy places the organism in Eukaryota, Metazoa, Nematoda, Chromadorea, Rhabditida, Strongylidae. The record is from the annotation of a GenBank genome assembly.
AUGGAUUCUCUGGUCAUGAGCACUCUGCAUAUGGUAUUAAACUCAUCUGUAAUCAGAAGAACUCCUAAACAAAUGAAGAUAUAUUCCGUUAUCGUCGGCAACCUUGCAGUUAGUGAUCUUAUAGCCUGCACUGCAUCACUUCUCAUCGUGUAUCAAAGAUUUUGCCGUGAGACCACUAAGCCAUGUAAAUUGAAACCAUUUAGAGCAAUCCCAAUUGAAAUGUCACUCUUCUACAUUUCAUAUGGACCCUGCUGCCAGCUAGGAACAGCAGUGUGCAAUGCUGCGUCUGUUGGAUACAACAUCUGGCUGCACUGUUUUCCGCAUAGUUUAUAUAUUCUGCUGGUGUCGUUCUCUUAUCGCUACUACGUACUUCUGAGACCACUACCAAAAGUGCAUACUAUGAUCAACAUUACAACGCUUGUCUACAUACCGUCUGGCGUACAGCUUGUGAGAUUUUUCAAACCAAACUUCAAGUCUUUACAAAGAAAAUUGCGGGUAGAGGUAUGGUACUGCGAAGCGCACAGCUGAUC